AUGGAGCCAAGAGAAUGUAUUAAUAUUAAUGAUGGAGUAGCAUCAUCUAAAUCAACUUCUGCUACUACUAGUUCAACCACUUCAAUAUCAACAACACCAUCAAUAAAUAGAAUAUAUACAACACCUUCAACUGAGCAAUAUAGUAAGACACCUAGAAUAGCAAAGACUCCAUCAACACCAAAGACACCAUAUGAGCCAAAGAAGGUCUUUGUUCUCUUCACCCCAGAUACAUGGCCUCAACAAUCAACAAUUACAAACAAGAAUGUACAUUCUCCACCCAAGACUUCAAUACCUUUAUCAGAGUUGAGAAUUAUCUCUGAACAAAGAUUGAGAUCACUCACUCAACAGGAUAUUAUUAAUAUCAAGAUUGCAACACAAUUCAAGAAGCCAAUGGUUCGUGAGUGGUUCAGGAGAGAGUGGUUCGAGGACAAUCUCGAGAUUCCCAACGAACAGGUACUGAGGACUGUAUAUUCAGUAUUCUGCCGACUCACCAAGUUGAAUCACCUGUCACACUCGAUCAGAGAUGAGUUCAGGUCGAUGUGGUCCGGUAUGGUGAGAUAUAGUCCAUCCAGGGUACCACAUGCCAAGAGGGUUCUUGAGAAGAAAGUGCCGAAUCCAGAUUCAGAGAGUUACAAACACUCGGUUAUCCGCGACACCAAGAGGAAUGAAUAUGAUCCAGAGUUGUGCAGUGCUAUCUCCAUGAUGAUAUUGGAGUAG
This is a messenger RNA of Acytostelium subglobosum LB1, 717 nucleotides long. RefSeq lists its product as hypothetical. The record is from RefSeq and is a predicted model, not a curated record. The coding region runs from base 1 to 717 and encodes 238 amino acids. The transcript has 3 exons. Lineage: Eukaryota; Evosea; Eumycetozoa; Acytosteliales; Acytosteliaceae.